Molecule: messenger RNA, 4291 nt
Organism: Xiphophorus hellerii (green swordtail)
Lineage: Eukaryota; Metazoa; Chordata; Actinopteri; Cyprinodontiformes; Poeciliidae
Gene: fem1c
Product: fem-1 homolog c
Exons: 6
Coding region: 804-2657 (617 amino acids)
Molecular function (GO): protein binding
Source: RefSeq, a predicted model, not a curated record
CUUGUGAUUUGACAGAAACUGAGUCGUGAUCGUCCGGUCUGCUCGUGGGCGGUUAGGCUCCCUAAUUUACGUUUUACCUCUUUGGGAAAUAUUCCACCGAGUCAGUUCGCUGAGUGGUUUCACCGGAAGAGUAUAACCCUCCCCUUUCUAGGGGAUAGAAUCAGUUUCCUUUUGAUUUUUGCUUUUUUUGACGCGUGUGAGAGGAAACACUCCGCUCUGACACUGGGGGAUAUCCCCAGCUCUUUCGGUCGUUUUCCAGGCUAGGCUAACAGCCGCGGCAGUAGCACGGGAUUACGGGCGGGGGUGAAUUUCUUCUCUUCGGCCCUAAGAAGGAGGAUAUAAAAACCGUGAAAUGCCGUGGAACAAUGACGAGCGAAGGGAACAGAGCUGACGAAGGAGAGGAAGAUACACCAGCGGGAGAGAGUCGCACAGACGAGCAGUAAAGAGGUGAAAAGUAGAACAGUAUUCGAGCUUCAUCGAUCAAGGAAGUUUAUUAGCUAACUCGCUAGCUCGUCGUUAAAUGUACCGCCUGAUCAUCAAGGGUCGUUUGAAACGACUCGGUUAUUAAUAGACCUAAAGUUUCACAUAACCGACUGUACUGAUGCCAAAGUGCAAAGGCUGAUCUGUUAACAGCCUCGUACCUCUCUGGGCUCUUAAUAACAAAACGGAAGCUAACUAGCUUAGCGUUAGCUUGAAAUUGGAAGGUUGUAAACAAAGGGUUCCCAGCUUCAAGUGACCCUUGCCCCCUUUGUUUUACCGACAUCAUUACCCUUUGACCCCAACCGUGAAGCUCGCCGUCAGACAUGGAUUUAAAGACGGCGGUGUAUAACGCGGCCAGGGACGGGAAACUCCGUUUGCUUCAGAAACUGUUGGAGAACAAAGAUGGACAUGAAGUCACCAAGCUGAUGGGCGAGAAGACGAACGGAGCCACCCCGUUGCUGAUGGCCGCCCGGUACGGCCACCUGGACCUGGUGGAGUACCUGCUGGAAUGCUGCUGCGCUCCGGUCGAGGUCGGAGGCUCGGUGAACUUUGAUGGGGAGACAAUAGAGGGGGCGCCGCCUCUCUGGGCUGCCUCUGCGGCGGGUCACCUGAAGGUGGUCCAGUCCCUGCUGGGGCACGGAGCUUCUGUCAACAGCACGACCCUCACCAACUCUACGCCCCUGAGGGCAGCCUGCUUUGACGGGCACCUGGACAUCGUCAGAUACCUAGUGGAACACAAAGCUGACCUGGAGGUGGCCAACAGACACGGACACACGUGUCUAAUGAUUUCCUGUUACAAGGGCCACAAAGAGAUAGCGCAGUACCUGCUGGAGAAAGGUGCGGAUGUCAACAGGAAAAGUGUAAAAGGUAACACGGCGCUGCAUGACUGCGCAGAGUCCGGCAGCCUGGAGAUCAUGCGGAUGUUGCUGCAGUACGGCGCAACCAUGGAGCGGGACGGCUACGGCAUGACUCCGCUCCUCUCCGCCAGCGUCACUGGCCACACUAACAUCGUAGACUACCUGACGACGCACCAGCAGACGAGUCACACGGAGCGAAUUGAUGCCUUGGAGCUUUUGGGAGCAACGUUCGUCGACAAGAAGAGAGAUCUGCUGGGAGCGUUAAAGUAUUGGAAGAGAGCCAUGGACCUGAGAUACACAGACAGUAACACCGUCCACAAACCGGAACCCAAGCAUCUCAUCAUGGCUUACGACUAUGCUAAAGAGGUCACAAACGGGGAGGAGCUGGACGGGUUGAUCUCCGACCCGGACGAGAUGCGGAUGCAGGCGCUGCUCAUCCGGGAGAGAAUCCUGGGCCCCCAGCAUCCAGACACAUCCUACUACAUCCGUUACCGGGGCGCCGUCUACGCCGACUCGGGAAACUUUGAGCGCUGCAUCAACCUGUGGAAGUACGCGCUGGAAAUGCAACAGAACAACCUGGACCCGCUGAGCCCCAUGACGACCUCCAGCCUGCUGUCGUUCGCCGAACUCUUCUCCUUCAUGCUGCAGGACAGGGCCAAGGGACUCCUGGGGACAUCCGUGUCCUUUGAGGACCUGAUGGGAAUCUUGACCAAGAGCGUGUUGGAGAUAGAGCGAGCGGUCAAACAGAUCGGGCCGAUGCCGCCUGACCCCGCUCAGCUCAGCAAGGCCUUGUCGAUUAUCCUGCACCUCAUUUGUCUCCUGGAAAAGGUGCCGUGUACCACAGAGCAGGACCAUUUCAAGAAGGAAACCAUCUAUAGGUUCCUGAAGCUCCAGCCGUGUGGGAAGAACGGCUUCACCCCUUUACACCUGGCAGUGGACCGCAACACCACCUGCGUGGGCCGCUACCCUGUGUGCAAGUUUCCCUCCCUCACGGUGGCGUCCAUCCUCCUCGAGUGCGGGGCGGAUGUCAACAGCCGAGACGAAGACGACAACAGCCCCCUCCACAUAGCCGCAUCCAACGGUCACCCCGACAUCAUGAACCUGCUGAUUUCCUGCGGGAAUCACUUCGACAGCACCAACGCCUUCCAGCAGACGGCCUGCGAUCUCCUGGACGAGAAGGAGCUGGCCCGGAACGUCAUCCAGCCCAUCAACCACACCACGCUGCAGUGCCUCGCUGCCAGGGCCAUCAUCAAGCACAGCCUCCACUACCGGGGGAACAUUCCCGAGAAGCUGGAAGCCUUCGUCUUGCUCCACAGAUAAUGACUGUACAGUAAUGGGGUUGCGAGGGACAGAAAGCGGAGCGGGAGCUGACCAUACACGUCAAGGAGCUUUACACACGCUUAACCCACAGGGUGUUUAAAAAAAACAACAACAACAAAACAGACUGUUAUCUGGGUUUGGUUUGCUAGAAGAAACUCACACUAAAUACCCAACUUAACCAGGAUGGACUGAAUUCGCCGAUAGAGCCGCAGCGCUGACCGCCAUCGGUUGGCGGGGAUGUAUUAGAAUCACGGUGCAACAUGGAUUAUAACUGGUUGUUUCUCCUAAUGAACUGAACAGAGGAAUUUACAUAUUUUUGCUUGAGGAAUCUUUUUUUUUUUUUUUUUUUUUUUUUUUUCAUAUUCCACAAUGCUAUUUAUUGAAUGAAACUUGAGAGAUUUUUCUCCAUGCUGGCUUCCAUCCAGUCUCAACAUCACCUGCUUCUCUUCUCUCCAGUCUUCAGCCUGCUACUACUGUUCUUAUUUAGGUUUUUGCUUUUCCCCUCACUGUUGCCAACGGACCCGGACUCUUCCUCAGCCAUCAGGUUUUUUUUUUGUUUUUGUACUCUUAACAACACGCAGAGGUUUUGCUCUUUUUCUUUUCUGCUGAGUGGAGUAGAUUUUACAGUAAUUUAUCUUUCCCACUUUGAUGUGUAACAAAGCUUUACAAAAGGGGUGGGGGGAUGGAGUGUGUGAACACCAUAAGUGCUUUAUUUUUCCUAUGCACAGGCUGGGCUGUUGGAAAGAGACUGUUGUAUUCUGUGCCGGCACUUGUCUGUGCAAUAUCUCAUGAGGUUGUUUUUUUUUUUUUUUCGUUGACUUCGUUGCUUUUUUUCGUAAUCCGCCUUGUCGGGUGGAGGUGAAACCAUAAUGCUGACUCUGUGAGAAGAGUGAACGAUUUUUGAGCGACUGACGUGUGGGUGUGUGUUUUCCAUGCGUUAUUUGUUGUAUGCGUAGACUUUUUAAAUUUUUUUUAAAAUUUUUUUUUCGGUAAGUUACACAAACUGAGACCAGGAGUUUAAUGUAGUGGCGCUCAUGAAGAUUCCAUAUUGCACAGGACGGCCACUGAGAAACCGCAGAGGCCGAACUCUCCAGAGUGCCGGCUCGUACCCAAAAGUGACCUCUCGACGUUCGCGCGUGGCUGACCUUUAAACGGCACCGUUUAUUUUAGUUUUGUAAUUUUUAUCCGACCCGAUUGAGCGGCAGAGAAGUCCAGGUGGCUCGCUAACGUUUGCCUCACUGUGCAUGUGCAGCCCGUCACCGCGGGAGACCUCCCAUGACGACUCCCAUCAAACUUCAGACUGCAGCUGGUUCGUCUUGUACAAGCACUAGGACUGAAAAGCAAGGGAGAAAAGAUGCCUCAAUACACAGAAUAGUAAAGCUUUGUGAUCAUCAUGUUUGCACAUUCAGCUCUAGACAUGUGGGUUGAGAGGAAGGAGGGAGGGGAAAAAAGGGCUUUUUAUAAUUUGUAGGAUUUCAUAUUGCAGUUCCAAACCAGACAGAAAAUGUACUAGGGCACCCAGGGCAACUCGAUUUGAUCGGCACUUUACUACAGCGGAGAUUAAGAUUUGAUAUGGCAUUAAUCAAGUUCAUAUCUUAAUUACCAGUUUGACAAUAAAACCAUGUUGCACUUGU